UCGGCGGCGGCGGUUGCGCGCCGGGCUCCGGGCGGGCUGGUGCGGGCGAGGGAUGGAGGUGAUCAGAAGCAAUUUUAAGGAUAACCUAAGCAAAGUGUACGAAGCUGUCGAAGAAGCGGACUUCCUGGCCAUUGAUGGGGAGUUCUCAGGGAUCAGCGAUGGGCCUUCUGUUAGUGCAUUAACCAAUGGCUUUGACACACCAGAAGAACGGUAUCAGAAACUUAAAAAGCAUUCCAUGGAUUUUUUGCUCUUUCAGUUUGGCCUUUGCACUUUUAAAUAUGACCACACAGAAGAGAAGUAUAUUAUGAAGUCAUUUAAUUUCUAUAUUUUUCCAAAACCCUUUAACAGAAGUUCACCGGAUGUCAAGUUUGUCUGUCAGAGUUCAAGCAUAGAUUUUUUAGCAAACCAAGGAUUUGAUUUUAAUAAAGUUUUUCGCAAUGGAAUUCCAUAUUUAAAUCAGGAAGAGGAAAGACAGUUAAGAGAACAGUAUGAUGAAAAGCGUUCUCAGGCCAAUGGUGCAGGAUCUCUCUCCUAUAUUUCUCCUAAUGCCACAAAGUGUCCUGUUGCAAUUCCUGAAGAUCAGAGAAAAUUCAUUGAUAAAAUAGUGGAACAAAUAGAAGAAUUUUUAAAGAAUGAAGAAAAUGAAAGUUUGGAACUGGAGCCAUGUACAGGGUUUCAGAGGAAACUAAUUUACCAGACCUUGAGCUGGAAGUAUCCAAAAGGUAUCCACGUUGAAACUCUAGAGUCAGAUAAGAAGGAGAGAUAUAUUGUUAUUAGUAAGGUAGAUGAAGAAGAACGAAAAAGAAGAGAACAGCAGAAACAAGCAAAGGAACAGGAAGAACUGAAUGAUGCAGUAGGAUUUUCCAGAGUUGUUCAUGCCAUUGCAAAUUCUGGCAAACUUGUUAUUGGGCACAACAUGCUGCUAGAUGUUAUGCAUACUAUACAUCAGUUCUAUUGUCCUCUACCUGAUGACCUAAGUGAAUUCAAGGAAGUAACGUCAUGUGUCUUUCCCCGGCUAUUGGAUACAAAACUGAUGGCAAGUACGCAGCCUUUUAAGGACAUCAUUAGUAAUACAUCCCUUGCAGAACUGGAAAAGCGUUUAAAAGAGGUUCCGUUCAGCCCUCCUAAAGUUGAAAGUGCAGAAGGAUUUCCAAGUUAUGACACAGCUUCUGAACAACUUCAUGAAGCGGGAUACGAUGCUUACAUUACUGGACUGUGCUUCAUCUCCAUGGCUAACUUUUUAGGUUCGUUUCUUAGUCCUCCAAAAAAUCAUGUGUCUGCUAGAUCAAAACUCAUCGAACCUUUUUUUAACAAGCUAUUUCUUAUGAGAGUAAUGGACAUACCAUAUCUGAAUUUGCAAGGACCAGACUUGCAGCCAAAACGAGAUCAUGUUCUUCACGUCACUUUUCCCAAAGAGUGGAAGACUAGUGACCUUUACCAGCUUUUUAGUGCCUUUGGUAACAUUCAGGUUUCAUGGAUUGAUGAUACGUCGGCGUUUGUAUCAUUGAGCCAGCCAGAACAAGUACAAAUAGCUGUGAACACCAGCAGAUAUGCUGAAAGUUACAGGAUCCAGACAUACGCAGAAUAUGUUGAAAAAAAACAUGAAGAAAAGCGAGCAAAGAGAAAAUGUACAGAAGAUAGUUGGAAGGAGAUGGAGAGAAAACGGUUGAAAACUCAAGGUGCACCUUACGUUUCCCAGAGUCGAUAUUACUGUGUUAACAGUUUUACAGGUACCAGUGUAGCGGGAAAGAGAAGUAUGAGUCCUAUUCAGGAAGAAACUGGUUCUGACAAUUUGGAAGAGGAAGGGGUUCCAGAAGAUGAGACCAACUGCUAUGCAGAGUCACCUCCAGAUGUUAAGAAGAGAGCCAAAAGGUUCAAAAAAAUCAAGAGAGAACAAGUUUCAGCAGGAAGCCUCACAAGUAAUUCCACUGAAAUUUUUGAAGUCCCUGAAACAUGGUAGGAAAUAACUGCCUUAACAAGUGGAAUUGAUGGAAAGCAGUUGUGAGAAUACACCUCCUGGAAGCCAUAAUUUAUUUAACUGAAGUGGUGUUAACAAAUCAGUAUGUGUCCUGAAAACCAGUUUAAUUAUUUUAAACUGUUUACUGAACAAUCACUGUCAAUUUUACUUCUGUGUAUAUUGACUAGUAUAUGAUCUUGUUGUUGAUUAAGUGAAAUCCUUGCUGUUGUUAAUUAUGUUAGAUUUAAGAAGCAAGACUAGAUGUAUUUCAGUCAUCCACUUUGGCAUGUUGGCUAUGAAAUGUACAAAAAGACCUGGCAGUCUAUGAUUUUGUGCUAGACUGUUUCCUGUGCUUGAGGGAAGUUACCACAAAUCUCCUAAUCUUUAGAUAUUUUUUCAGGCAACAUCAGAGUGCUCAGAACUCUUGAUACAGGUAGAACUGCAGUUUCACAUAUUGCUUUUUACCUGUUACUAUCCGGAAAUCAUUUUUUAGUUUUCCGUUCUUUACUUCACUCCCAGUGCAGCCAGCUUCAUCUGAAUACCAGCUUUACAGAUACCCUGUCUUUUCCAAAAAUAUAAUUUAUGUGCUCCUUAAAUAUGAAUUUCAUGGUGGGAGGUAGUUUUUUUCUUUCUUUUCACAUCUGCUGCUGUUUUCACCCCUACGUCCCUAUCUACUUCUUCCCUGCUUCUUCCCCAUCUUGUGGGGUUUUUGUUAAAAAUGUUUUUUGGUACCUGUGACAAACCUGCUAACUGUACCAGCCCUCUAUUUGUUUAAAAAAGAUCUGCAUUGGUAGAUUUCAGAAAAUGUUUGAUAUUUAACAUUUUUGUAUCAUGGAAAU
Lagopus leucura (white-tailed ptarmigan) is the source of this 2796-nucleotide messenger RNA. RefSeq names its product poly(A)-specific ribonuclease (gene PARN). The transcript has 24 exons. Lineage: Eukaryota; Metazoa; Chordata; Aves; Galliformes; Phasianidae. Gene Ontology annotation, biological process: nuclear-transcribed mRNA poly(A) tail shortening. Gene Ontology annotation, molecular function: poly(A)-specific ribonuclease activity; RNA binding; metal ion binding. Bases 53 to 1960 code for a protein of 635 amino acids. The record is from RefSeq and is a predicted model, not a curated record. Gene Ontology annotation, cellular component: cytoplasm; nucleus.